AUUACUUUUUUGUACUGAUCUACUGUUUUUACCGUUCUUGGUUAUUACUUUUUUCUGACAAUAAUGAAGUUUAUGAUUUGAUAAGCACGUCUUUUUAUAAGACAUAAUUAUAUUAAAUUGUAUACAUGAUUUGGAUUUUUCGAGCUUUUUAAACUUGAUUUUGGUCUUAGUUUGGUUUCAAUCACAAUGGCGGAGGUUGCCUCUAUUAUGAAACAAGAGGAUAUUGGAGGAGCGCCCCCAAAUAUCAGAGUGAUAAGGCCCUAUAGGAUAGUGGAACCACGUGACCCCAUCAGGUGGGGGGAGGAAGCAAAGUACCACAACCCGAAGACAGAAUACACCGAAAAGUACCUGCAGAGGGUGGGGAGGUACAGGAAGAUGGAACCGAUCAUGCCGACCGGCCAGAUUGCCCCACAGAUCGGAGAAUUCGACCAGAAGCCAUCUGUUUACAAGGAAGAUUUCAUCACCCUGGAUACAGCCAAGCCUCCAGUUCACAGACCAAUCCAGUCCCUCCAGUUCGGACCAGAACCUCCGGGAACUCAGAGAGUAUCCACUUACAAAGACACUUACCCGAAGAUACUGGCUUACCAGAAACGACAGGCCAUUCCGAACAGAGCCGACCACUGGAUUGAUAAGCCAGAGAAGGUGUACGGGGAUACUACGACGACAUAUGAAAGGAGCUUUUUGCCCCAUUUUGGAGAAUCGAGGCGAACCCUGAUGAAGAAAGAAAUCCCGUUCAUGGAGCCAGACGUUGGAUUUGCCAGAGACACCACCCACAAAUCCGACCUGAAAGAGUACGACAGUGAAGCUUACAAGUCGGCUAGGUUGUCAUUUCGGCCACAGUAUGUGGCUACAAUCCCAGCACCCUUUGACAGCCAAUCAGAGAACAGAUUGAAGUUCAUUCCUUAUGAUGGAAAACACUACUUGGCCGCAUUCGACGAUCUAUGCAACCCACAAAUAGUUAGAGCAGACAGUUCCACAGCGAGACCCCGAGGGGGAGCAGGAGCGAGUGCCGACGGGGGCGGGGACAUUGACCAGAUAUCAAAGAGGGGGAAGGGUCCGCCGUCGCCACAAGUACCGGCAGAUAUUGAGGCGAUGAUCACAGCUAGAACUGUGGGCAAUUUGGGCCAAGAGGGAAAUAUGAAGAGUGGGAGACUGGAGGCUUUGAAACAAAAGAGUUCGGGAAAGUCCCGGCCGCCUAAUUUUGCCACCACUUACAGAAGAUCAUUCAACGCCGGCUCGUCCAGGAAAUAAAACUGAACAAAAUUGGGCUCUUUCUUCAAUUCUCCCCCCUCCCCUCCUCCCCCUCCUACUUCUAGGUCAUAUUAUCAUAGGUUUUGUGACUUU
Symsagittifera roscoffensis is the source of this 1344-nucleotide messenger RNA. RefSeq lists its product as uncharacterized. Lineage: Eukaryota; Metazoa; Xenacoelomorpha; Acoela; Convolutidae. The coding region runs from base 187 to 1251 and encodes 354 amino acids. The transcript is spliced from 7 exons. The record is from RefSeq and is a predicted model, not a curated record.